Messenger RNA from Daktulosphaira vitifoliae (grape phylloxera), 2946 nucleotides. RefSeq names its product homeobox protein caupolican (gene mirr). Gene Ontology annotation, cellular component: nucleus. The coding region runs from base 434 to 1969 and encodes 511 amino acids. Gene Ontology annotation, biological process: cell development; neuron differentiation; regulation of transcription by RNA polymerase II. Lineage: Eukaryota; Metazoa; Arthropoda; Insecta; Hemiptera; Phylloxeridae. The record is from RefSeq and is a predicted model, not a curated record. The transcript has 5 exons. Gene Ontology annotation, molecular function: DNA-binding transcription factor activity, RNA polymerase II-specific; RNA polymerase II cis-regulatory region sequence-specific DNA binding.
GUUUACGGUGUCUCUGUAUGUGACUGUCAGCGUGUGCGUUCGUUCGUCCGUCCGAUCGUUCGCCACUACCCGUUGUCGCCGCCGCCGCCGCCGUCACCGUCGGUGGGUUGUAUACGUCGCGUCGCCUACAAGUUGCUACCGAGUAAUACACACCAGUCUGUCCCGAACUCGUGUCCAACAGCAAUAACCGUCGCUACCUCGUACGACAAAAUGAUGUUAUGUUUUUUUAACGCAUUAUAUUAGAUAGAACUAUUUUUUAUUUUGAUUUGUUUGAACGCGUUGUGAAAUAAAUUUUUUUUUUUUUUGUACUCGAAAACAAUUCUGCGUGAAAGUUGCCCGAUGACACGGACUUAUAGCAGUCGGGUAACGUUAACAACGGCAGUGGUCUCUUAGAGGCCCCGCAAAGUUUUCCAAAACGGGUUUUCCCCGUACCAUGACUUCACAGUUUUCGCAGCAACUCGUCAAAAAUAUUGGACACCAGACCGCAUCGUUAGCGUCGCAGCCAACAUCUUUACUCCAACAACCGCCUCCUGCACCACCGUCCUCGACGUCGUCCAGCAGUCCGCCACCGACGAGACACUCUUCCGCUUCGCCGACCCGGCCGUCAACGGCCGUGCUCACGACUUCAGCCACUCCGGUAACGUCGACCGCCGCCGGCGGUAGUCCUACAACGGUCUCGACCGCUGUCAGCACGUCUACGGCUCCUCGGUGCUGUGACACCGGCCGACCAAUCUUCACCGACCCAAUUACAGGCCAAACGGUCUGUUCGUGUCAGUACGACUUGCUCAGCUAUCAGAGGUUGGCCGCGUCAGGCGUUCCGGCCUUAUCCAUGUACACCGCGCCUUAUCCUGACGGUAUGGCUGCUUACUUUCCGGCCUUAGGGUCAGACCAGCCACCGUUUUACUCCGCCGCCGCGGCGGGACUAGAUCUCAAAGAGAACCUGGCAGCUGGAGCUACAUGGCCGUACCACUCGGUCUAUCACCCCUACGACGCAGCGUUCGGGUAUCCUUUCAACGGGUACGGCAUGGACCUGAACGGGGCCCGGAGGAAAAACGCCACGCGGGAGACGACCAGCACAUUAAAGGCGUGGCUGAACGAGCACAAGAAGAACCCGUACCCAACAAAGGGCGAGAAGAUCAUGUUGGCCAUCAUAACCAAAAUGACUUUGACCCAAGUUAGCACGUGGUUCGCAAACGCCCGGAGGCGUUUGAAAAAAGAGAAUAAAAUGACCUGGGAGCCCAGAAACAGGGUUGAAGACGAAGACAACAAUAACGAGGACGAUCGCAAGACUCCUGACACUAAAGAUAUGGAUUGCAAAGAUUCGGGAACAGGAUCGAGUGAAGAUGGUGACCGGCCCGGUGCCAACCAUACCGGCAGCGAAUGGAGUGAAUCGCGAGCCGACAGCGGGCCGGACUCACCGGAACUUUUCGAGAGACCGCCGCCACCUCAUUUCUUACACCAUCCGUCCCCGUAUCACCAUUAUCCGGCAGCAAUGGCUGCGCACCACGCUCACCAUCACCGCCGUUUCCCAUCAGCAUCACCGCCGGCACCACCAUCGGGCCUGUCACAGAGUAGCGCGCCCAAACCGCGGAUUUGGUCGUUGGCCGAUAUGGCCAGCAAAGACUCCUCCGCAAUGAGCACGUCACCCAACUCACCGACACCGCCUUCACUGGCCAUGGGUCCGUUCGGUAAACCUGGCAGCGAACACAGGCGGCCACCAGCGGCGCCCGUCCCAUCUCUGCCACCCGGUUUUGCCCGACACGAGCUGUACCGGUCGUUCUACGAAGACCCCGCGUACAGGCCGUUCGGGGUAGGAACGUCGUCAGCGUCGGUGUUCCCUUCAGCCAUAGCCGCGGCCGCCGCUGCCGCAGCGCACAACAACCAUCACACGGUGAAAGCCGAACCUUCGCCGGCCUCGUCGUCGGACACCGAAUCAAUAGUUCAGGUACAGCAGGCCGAAAGAGCAUGAGGCCCAACCGAAUAAAAAGCCUGCGCUGAAGUCUCCAAAUAACAAAAGCAAAAAAAUCCAAAGAUAAUAAUAUAUAUAUGAAAAUGAAUAUUACUUGUAAAUUCUUUUUAAAAAUUAAUUCGUGUACAUAGAAUACGUUUAUAAAUAUAUAUAUAUAUAUAUAUAUAUAUAUGAGAUAUAUACAAAAAUAAAAAGGCAUGUAUAAUUGUGCAGACAAUAAGUUGAAUAAAAAUUUAAAAAAUAAGUUAAAUAAAUAAAUAAAUAUUUAAUAAUGAUAUGUAAUCGGAUACGUAUAACAGUAAAUUUAACGGAGAAAAAAAAUGAAAUCAUAUUUCAUAAAUGUAUUGUGUACAUUGUAUACUUGUGUAUUAGGUGUAAUACUAAAUCAUAGAGAGGACGGCCGUUCAUUCGAGUCUGUCCGGUUUAAGUCGACUGGACAAUCUUUUACUGUUGCACGGGGAACGUUUACACGUAAUGCAUUGCAAUUUUUUUUUUAUUGGCAUGUUAAUUUGUUGGUUUUUUUUUUUUAAAUUAUUUUUCGCAGUCUUUUUGUGAAGAGACGCGGUAUGAAAAUUUACCUUUUCUCGUGUCUUUCUGUUGAUAAUAGCGAACAAACGAUAGUUGUAGAUUAUACCGAUAGUAUCAUUGACAAUUAUUACGAAAUAAAAAAUAUGAAAAAAAAUUUAAUUGUACGGGAUUACGGCGUUGAACUCCUCGUGCGCGUUGACACACUUAUAAAUUAUUAUUUUAUUGUUUUACAUAACUCUUAGUGUAUAUUAUUUAGAGGUUUGUACAUUGUACGAUGUAACGAUAUAUAUAUACAUAAUAUAUAUAGAAAUACGCGAUAUUAUUAUUUUAUUUUGUAAUUAAUUGGAGUAAAAAAACCAUUGUUAUAGCUUUAAAUUUAAAUUAUUCUAUUAUGUUUUUUUGUGAUAUUGUAGUCGGUACUUUUCCUAAUACAUUGUUUUUUUCUUAAA